CUGGGAAAUUCCCGAAUCAAUGCUAUGCGUUUCUCUGACAUGUUUGCGCAGUCAAUAACAUUCAGUUCCAGGCUUUAGAUGAUGUCAGAAGGAAUUGUACAGCGGGACUUUAUCAUUCAAUGAAAGACAAAAUGCAUCGCUCUCGCAGACGGAAUUCUUCUGAGAGCAGGGCGAAUCAAGGCAGCAGAGAAGAAAGAAGAAGACAGAAUGAACAGACUCAUCAUGGUUACAAAGAAGGAAAGAAAACACAUGAUAUUGAUCAGAAACCUAUGAGGUCGAAGUCUCGUGAUUCUAGACCUUGUACCGCUAGGGCACAGGCUCAGCAAUGUAAAUUUGGGGCAAGAUCAUCUGAUACUCGGGUCCGUUCUCGAUGCUGGGACCCUCAGAAAACAUUUAACUCACAACCAACUGUUGAUCAUUUUCAGGGCUUUCCAAUGUCAUGUGUUCCUUUAUCUCAGGAUCAAAUAACAUUUUUUGAAAACCAUGAAAUGAAGUAUGUUGGUUUUAAUCUCUUAAAAAGCAAUUAUGGUGAAGAUACAUCGAAUGUAACUGUGCAGUGUAAUUCCAGGAAUGAAGCUGAAAUGUGCAAAAACCUAAUACUUGAGAAUUUUGAAGUUCAUGAUACUGAUGUAACCUCUAUCAAUGAAAAUUCAAGUCCAAGUGGUAAAGCAGCUGAAGAACAACACAAAAUGCACUCCCAGCCUAGAAAACAACAAGCAAAACGCCUAAAAGAUGCAAAAAUACUAGAUCAGAAACGUAUCAGGUCUCAGUCCCUUGAUUCUAGGACUCGUGCCUCUAAGGCAGAAGCUCAGCAUUGCGCAUCUGAUACUAGGGAUUUCAAGGAAAAUACAAUCCCCAGUGGUAAAGCAGCUGAAGAACAACACAAAAUGCACUCCCAGCCUAGAAAACAACAACCAAAACGCCUAAAAGAUGCAAAAAUACUAGAUCAGAAACGUAUCAAGUCUCAGUCCCGUGAUUCUAGGACUCGUGCCUCUAAGGCAGAAGCUCAGCAUUGCGCAUCUGAUACUAGGGAUUUCAAGGAAAAUACAAUCCCCAGUGGUAAAGCAGCUGAAGAACAACACAAAAUGCACUCCCAGCCUAGGAAACAACAACCGAAACGCCUGAAAGAUGCAAAAAUACUAGAUCAGAAAAGCGUCAGGUCUCAGUCCCGUGAUUCUAGGACUUAUGCCUCUAAGGCACAAGCUCAGCAUUGCACGUCUGAUACUAGGAAUUUCAACGAAAAUACAAUCCCCAGUGGUAAAGCAGCUGAAGAACAACACAAAAUGCACUCCCAGCCUAGGAAACAACAACCGAAACGCCUAAAAGAUGCAAAAAUACUAGAUCAGAAAAGCGUCAGGUCUCAGUCCCGUGAUUCUAGGACUUAUGCCUCUAAGGCACAAGCUCAGCAUUGCACGUCUGAUACUAGGUAUUUUAAGGAAAAUACAAUCCCCAGUGGUAAAGCAGCUGAAAAACAACACAAAAUACACUCCCAGCCUAGAAAACAACAACCAAAACGCCUAAAAGAUGCAAAAAUACUAGAUCAGAAAGGUAUCAGGUCUCAGUCCCGUGAUUCUAGGACUCGUGCCUCUAAGGCAGAAGCUCAGCAUUGUGCAUCUGAUGCUAGGGAUUUCAAGGAAAAUACAAUCCCCAGUGGUAAAGCAGCUGAAGAACAACACAAAAUGCAUUCCCAGCCUAGGAAACAACAACCAAAAUGCCUAAAAGAUGCAAAAAUACUAGAUCAGAAAAGCGUCAGGUCUCAUUCCCGUGAUUCUAGGACUCGUGCCUCUAAGGCACAAGCUCAGCAUUGCACGUCUGAUACUAGGGAUUUUAAGGAAAAUACAAUCCCCAGUGGUAAAGCAGCUGAAGAACAACACAAAAUGCACUCCCGGCUUUUGGUUAAGAAAAAACCAAGGCUAGAAGAUGCAAAAGUACUUGAAAUACUUAACCUUCCACCAAAAACACAACAAGGAGAGGUAGCUCAAUUAGUGACAGAACGGUGUACAGUAAAACCACGUGAUAUCAGAAUUACAAAAGACAGAGCUUUAUUAGUCUACCCAUCACGUAGUUUAGCCAUACAAGCUUUACGGGAAAAUUAUGGAGUUAAAUACAAAGGCAGGUUAUUGGACAUAAGAUUACGAAAGCGUGAUUUAGACAUGGAAAAUACAAUAUUCAAUGACCUUAAAGACAAGCUAAAGGAGGAGAUGAAUGGAUCAGUGUCAAGAAUCAUACUUCAGUGGGAUCAAGAAAUUAAGGAUCUUAAACAACGUAUAACAGAAAUAAACAAUAACCGUAGACAUAAGUUUGUUCCUCUUGAAGAAGCUGAAGCUAUUGAUGUUAUAAGGAAAGAUUUAACAUUCAAAAGUCAACAACUUUUAAAGUUUAAACUGGAGUUAAAACAGUUUUCGGAAUGCAUGUUAUGUAAAAUCAACCAGGCAGACCAAAUAGGUACAGUAGGGAAGAUGAGAAAUUAUCUAUGGCGUGAAAUAAGAAAAGCAGAGAAUCCACUACCUAUAUACGCUUACAGAUGUGAUAUUGUCAGUGCUGUGUUUAGUCCAGAGAAUAGCGCAUGCGUUAUUUUAGGUGAAACUGGAUCUGGAAAGAGCACACAAAUUGCUCAAUAUUUAGCAAAUUCAGACAUUCUAAUCCCAACUGACACCAAAAUUCGAAUUGCAUGCACACAGCCACGAAAGGUUGCAGCAAUUUCGCUUGCUAAGAGAGUCGCUGAAGAGUUUGGUUGUGAAGUGGGAGAUGAAGUUGGCCAUAUAGUUGGCUCUUUCCGGAAAACAAGUUUGAACACCGUCAUAACUUUUUUGACUGAUAGGGUUCUUCUUAAUAUGCUUUUACAAGAUCCAAAGCUUGAAGAUUUCUCUUGCAUUAUCAUAGAUGAAGCACAUGAACGUUCUAUAGACACAGAUAUCUUGAUUGCUCAACUUAAACAAGUUUCUAUUCAAAGGCCAGAAUUGAAAAUUGUCAUAACCUCAGCAACAAUUGAUGAACAGAUAUUUUGCAAAUACUUCAAUAAUUGUCCUUAUAUGAAGAUUCCUGGCAGAGUGUUUCCAGUUGAGACAAUAUUUACCAGUGAUGCUACAUAUGAAGUCAAAACUGAUUAUGUAAAAGAAGCUGUACAGAUGGCUCAGUUAAUACACGAGACAGAGGAGCCUGGAGAUAUUUUGGUAUUUUUGACAUCUUCUAAUGAAAUUGAAAGAGCAUGUGGUGAUCUUGCAAAACGAUUGGGAAUAGUGGAGGAUAACGGUGAUGUGCAGAUACUACCAUUACAUGGAAAACUUCAACCACAGGACCAGAUGGCUAUAUUCACUGAGACUCCAGCAGGUAAGAGGAAGGUAGUGUUUGCUACAAAUAUAGCCGAGACAUCAGUUACCAUAAAUGGUAUAAAGUAUGUCGUUGAUACAGGAAUGGCCAAAGAGCGCCGAUAUGAUCCGAAAAGAAACAUGAGUGUGUUGGAAGUAACAAUGAUUAGUAAGGCAUCAGCUGAGCAAAGAAAGGGAAGAGCAGGUAGAACAUCAACCGGUAAAUGUUUUAGGCUGUAUUCAGAGAAGGACUAUGAUGAAAUGGAAUCAAAUAACAAGCCAGAAAUUCUAAGAGUUCAUCUUGGAAUGGCGGUACUUCAGCUUCUUCAGCUUGGUAUUCAGAAUGUUGAACACUUUGAAUUUGUCCAACCACCCCAGGAAGGUGCUUUAGGAGAAGCUUUAAACAUGCUAGAGUUUCUUGGAGCUGUAAGUAAAGAUUCCCAUGAUCUGACUGACGUUGGACGUCAGAUGUCCUCAUUGACAUUGGAGCCACGUUUGGCAAAAUUGGUACUGUCAUCAAUUGAGAAUAACAUGGCUGAAGAAGGUAUACUUGUUGCUGGUCUGCUUGCAGCUGGUGGUAAUGUCUUCUACCGUUCAGGAUCAGAUGUUCAAAAACGCAAAUCAGAUGAAUCAAAACUAGAUUUUAGUAAUAUACUUGGUGAUGUAUUUACAAUGUUAGAUGUUUAUGACGAAUGGAAACGCCAACCAGAAAAAGGAAGAACAAAAUGGUGCAUUAGACGAAGCAUAAAUGGAAAAACUAUGAAAAUUGUCACAGAUUAUGUGAAAGAUAUCAAAUCAUCUUUAAAGUCUAACAAUAUUCUUGUCGGCAAGAGCUGUGAUAUCAUCAAUUGGAAGGAUGAAAAAAGAAGCCAGUGUCUGCGCAAGAUUUUACUCUCGGUUUAUGCUCAGAAUUUGUGCAUAUAUAACGGACAUCCCAAAGCUGGUUAUACCAUUGUUUUCCAGCUGAAGACUGGCAUAUUACACCCAUCUUCAUCGUUGAAAUCGUUAGAUGUCUUUCCGAAGUGGAUAAUCUACACUGAACUCAGUCGUACAACUCAAGAUUUUCUUGUCAAUCUUACACCAGUAGAGCAUGACUGGAUAUUUGAAGUUGUACCUUGUUUAGCAGAAUGUAUUGAUUUUGAAUUAUUAAGCGAGAAUCAAGUACAUGAGGAGAUUGUGCAUAAUGUUGGAGCAACACUUAUGGGUCGUAUCAUCGGAAAAAGGGGACAAGGGUUAAGAAAGCUUGAAGAACAAGUGUCCUUGGUGAAGAGAGUGGAUUCUUCUAUCAUGAAAACAGUGUGUGUAAUUGAAUGCAACAACCAAAAAGGCACUGUAGAUGUAUUCGUUUCGAAGAAUGUAGCAGCUGAAACAUCAACAUUAGUCAAGAGGACUGUUUCUGAGGAACGCUCAUCCCUUGAAAAACAGCAACUUGAGGUUAAUAUUGGAAACUCAUUGUCUGGCGUUCGACAGGUCCUUGGCAAAGGGGCUGAACCAAAAUUCAUUUUGAUGCCAGACGAUUUUAGAACUUUAGAAGUCAGUAAUGUUACUGAUGAAAGUUCUAUAUACCUAUAUUUUUGGCUUGAGAAUGAAGAUUUGAAAAACAAUAUUCAUGAUGUUUUCACCUUUCCUACUCAUAGCAAACAAGCUAAACGUGGUGUCUGGGGCAAGGUUACAUUUAUAUCUCCCCUUAUUGCCCAAAGAGCACAGCAACUUUUUCCAGAAGAUAAUACCAUGAAAUGCAAAGCUGUUUGCCAAGGAGGUCAACAAAUACGUGGAUUAGAACAGGAGCUCGUUGCAACUUGGAAAACUGGUCCAUCAAAACGAUUUGCAUUCAUCACAUGUGAAAAUGUUGCUGAUGCAUCCCUAUUGUUGCCAGCUUUAAAUGGGUUAAUUGUCAAAAAUUCAAGAAUACUUUGCAGCUUCAAAAAGAAUGAUGCAAGUUCUUUGUUUUUAAGAGGACUUGGGUCAGAUAUCACAGAAGAAGACAUAGAACGUGCAAUUCAACAGACUUCAGACAUUACCUGCAAAAGGGUGUCAGUUCCAAGACAUGCACCUUUAAAAAUGAAAACUGACAGCCAAUAUUGUGAGGAUCUUAAGAACUUGCUUGUAAAGUUUACAGAUAAGGCUAGGAUUGGUGUACAUAUUCCUCAGAAAGAAAUGCAUCAGCGUGCAGCCAAGGAUGAUACUCCACGAAGUAAACAUAUGAAAGCCUUUUUAAAGUUGAAUCAAGUACCUGCUGACAUAAUAACCCAAAUGAUUGCUGAAGUGCCAUCAUUAUCAAAUAAAGUUGGACAUCAGUUGGUAAUAAAAAGGGUAGUGAACUGUAGUAUCUUCUGUCCGGAAUAUAUUUUCAAAAUAAUCGAAGAUGAAUUGAUGGAUAUGAAAAGAAAAGCCGAGAAAACAUUUAGAGCGGUGCGUAUUCGAUUUAAUAAGAAAGCAUCUGGUGUCUUUAUCAAUUUUCAAGGUAACAAUCCGGAUGAUCUGAUGAAUGUAAAAGCCGAGUUUGUCAAGUUGAUCAAUGGAGAAGAACUAAUGGUCGCAGCAAGUAGUAGGGUACUGAGGAAAAUCAGUGGAAACUAUUGGCGACAAUUCUUAGAUGCGGUUCAACAGACUACCGCUACACAUGCAUUUCUUGAUCAAAGAGAUAAGGUCAUAAGGAUAUAUGGCAGUGAUGAAGGUAUACAGAAUAUGAAAGAGUCCAUAAAUGCGUUUAUCUCUAAAGCUGAGAGUAAUUUUUGUGAAAUUGAGCUUGGUGAAUUUACAAAAGCCAAAGGUAGAGCUUUGCAGAUGCUACGGAAAGUUUUUGGUCCUGAUUUGAACAAUUUGAAGAUGAGCAGUGGUGCAGAGUCUGUUUCAUAUGUAUUUAAAUCAAGGAUUGUGGUAGUUUAUGGAGAAUCCGAUACCCAAAACAAAAUCCGUGGUCUAAUUAAAGACUGUCUGCAGCAAGAAGGAAUAGACUUGGACCAAGAGGAUGUUAUUGAGGAGGAUGAUUGUGGCGUUUGCUUCUCACCUGUUGAGAAUGAUUCUCACCGAUUGGAGGGAUGUGGUCACAACUAUUGUAAAGAAUGCUUAAUGAAUCUACUCCAGCAUAGUGUUGAGUCAAAAGAGUUCCCAGUCAUUUGUCCACGUGAGAAUUGUCCACAGUUGCUUUUUAUGUGUGAUAUCAACAUACUAACCCGAAGCGGGCAGACUAGAGAGAGGCUUUAUGCAGCAACCCUGGAUGCAUUUAUUGCACAAAAGAGCAACGGUGAAUAUAAGUACUGUAUUACACCGAAUUGUACAAUGGUUUACCGUGUGUCACGUGAUGGUGGAUUAUUCAUCUGUCCUCAGUGUAGUCAGCAGUUUUGUACUUCAUGUAGACUUGACCAUCCUGGUAUGACAUGUAGAGAAUACAAGGCUAAUAAAGUGUCAUCAGACAGUGUAAUGGACUGGGCCAAGAAAAAUCAGAAGGAUGUGAAAACUUGUAAAUGUGGUGCCUUGAUUGAGAAGAAUGGUGGAUGUCUGAAGAUGCAUUGUACUAAGUGUCAUAAAUCUAUGUGCUGGGUUUGUUCUAAGGUAUUUGAUACAGAACGCCAGUGCUAUGAUCACCUUAGAGACGCCCAUGGUGGAAUUUUUGACCAUUAGGCCUACAAGCUUUGAUAAUCGAAAUUGAAACUUUUUUAUGGUUUGAGCCAACAGUAAAAUUCAGUUACCAUAAAUGAUCAAAUAAGCGCUUGUGUCAAAUAUGUAUCAAUGUCUCUAAAUCGCAGUGCAACAAACCUUUGUACUUGGCAAAAGAUUUUUAACUGCAGCCUUAUCAAGUGUGCAUUUUCGCCAACCUGCCAUGAUGUUGUCAUCUGGACAAUGAAACAACUGAUUUGACAUGAAUUAAAACUACUGCAUACAGUACUAACAUAUGCUUAAGUAAAACAUAAUAACACUAUCAUUUUUAUUAUGCUCUGCUCUUGAAGUAAGCACCAUUUUUGAAUGUGACACACAAAAGUUUCUAAAAGCAUUAGUGACGCUGCACUUAUUUGGUAAUUUUUGGUACCCUAAUGAUGUUUUAAACAUCUACGGUAUAUUCUCAAUAGUAUAACAAAGUACACUAAAAUUCUUUUCUCUGAAAUUAAAGCAAGCAUAAGUUGAUUUGAAAACAUUUAUGUAU
Messenger RNA from Anneissia japonica, 7452 nucleotides. Its product is annotated as ATP-dependent RNA helicase DEAH12, chloroplastic-like. Bases 120 to 6932 code for a protein of 2270 amino acids. The record is from RefSeq and is a predicted model, not a curated record. Lineage: Eukaryota; Metazoa; Echinodermata; Crinoidea; Comatulida; Comatulidae. Gene Ontology annotation, molecular function: RNA binding; zinc ion binding; ATP binding. Gene Ontology annotation, biological process: spliceosomal complex disassembly. Gene Ontology annotation, cellular component: catalytic step 2 spliceosome; intracellular anatomical structure. The transcript is spliced from 3 exons.